This is a messenger RNA of Alligator mississippiensis (American alligator), 1682 nucleotides long. Its product is annotated as cornulin. Gene Ontology annotation, molecular function: calcium ion binding; transition metal ion binding. Gene Ontology annotation, biological process: positive regulation of cell cycle G1/S phase transition; regulation of phosphatidylinositol 3-kinase/protein kinase B signal transduction; cellular response to cytokine stimulus. The record is from RefSeq and is a predicted model, not a curated record. The transcript has 3 exons. Gene Ontology annotation, cellular component: cytoplasm. NCBI's taxonomy places the organism in Eukaryota, Metazoa, Chordata, Crocodylia, Alligatoridae. Bases 59 to 1399 code for a protein of 446 amino acids.
UGCACUGCACCUCACUCCUUCCCAUACCUGGACCAGAUUCAGUGGCACUUGCAAGGAGAUGACCCAGCUGCAGGGCAAUAUUGAAGGCAUCGUCAGUGCUUUCAAUGCAUAUGCAAAGGAGGAUGGAGGCUGCAUCACACUGAGCAAGGGGGAGCUGAGGCAACUCAUCCAGCAGGAGUUUGCUGAUGUGCUAGUGAAACCCCAUGACCUCCAGACCAUCGACCAGGUGCUGCAGCGUCUGGACGUGGAAAGGGAGGACAGAAUCGACUUUGAUGAGUUUCUCGUCCUGGUAUUCCAAGUGGCCAAGGCUUGUCACAAGAAGUUAAGCCCGUGCCAGCCAUCGGGAGACGGUCAAGGCUCAGCAGCCCAGGGAGACGCAAGUAGGGACCAGGCACAGAGAGCAGAUCAGGAGCAGGGCCAAAAACAACCAGAUGCACCAGAGCAGGAUCCCACUCGCCCGCAGGCUCCGGAGACCCGCACCGCAGAAGGGGACCUGAGCCGCCGUCACACCCAGGACCCAGAAGUCUCAGGGACCCAGGACCCAGAAGUAUCUCAGGGAGAUGGAAACCAUGAGGCCCAGGCAGCCAAGACCCCAGAGCAUGACUCAAUUCGCCGCCAGGGCCAAGAACCAGAGCAGGACCCGAGCCACCAUCGAGCCCAAGAGCAAGACCCAAAUCGUGAGGGCCAGGACCCUCAAGUCCCACAGCAAGAUGUGAAGCAUGAGGCUCUGGAGUCUGGUGCCCCAGAGCAAGCCCCAAACCGCCAUCCUGUCCUGCAGCCCAGCGUCUCAGAGAGGGACCUGGACCACUCUCACUCAAGUGCCUCGGAGAGGGACCUGGACCACCAUCCUACCCUGCAGCCCAACACCUUGGAGACAGACCUGGACCGCCAUCCUACCCUGCAGCCCAACACCUUGGAGACAGACCUAGACCGCCUUCCUACCCUGCAGCCCAGCACCUCGGAGACAGACCUGGACCACCAUCAGGGCCUGGAGACAGAGGCUCCAGAACAGGACCUGAACUCCACCACAGGGAGGGAAUCAACCCACAAUGAAGCCCACGAGUUGCAGGCCCCAGAGCAGGAGUCCCAGGAGUCCCAGCCAGAUGAACAAGACCAGAACCGCCAUCAGUCAGAGGAGCCUGAGGCUUCAGAGCACACCCUGCACCACCAGCCCCAGGAAGCCCAGCCAACGGAGCAAGACCUGACCUGGGAGACCCAGACACCCAGGGUCCCCGAGGGGGAUGUGAGUCGUGGUGGCACCCCGUUCUCUCCAGCACUUCAGCAGGACCGCGGUGCUCAGCAAGACCCAAGAGAAGAAGCUCUGACAGCCUACCGUCCAUACAUUUACCAGUGCCAGAAACCACCAACAUUUCCCUAUCAGUGGCUACCAAAGCAGUAAGGGCCAAAAUCAGACCCCAUGUCACUGAGGAAAAGAAAAAAAGGCAAUAGGCACCCAAAUAGUCCAGCUUAACUCAAGGCCACUGUCUAUUUACCCAGCUUCUCUGGCCAGUCCAGAUUUCCUAGCACUCUGCUUGUCUUUCACCAUUUGCUUGCAGCCCUGCUCUGUACAGUUCGAGUCCUUAUGUCCUUUGAGCCAUACUCUGAAUAGAUGCUUUUGCUCCCUCCCUUCUGUUGGGCUCCGGCUCCAUGUGUAAGCAAGGCAAUAAAAACCAAAUACAAGA